Pyrenophora tritici-repentis Pt-1C-BFP is the source of this 1593-nucleotide messenger RNA. RefSeq names its product MFS-1 multi-domain protein. NCBI's taxonomy places the organism in Eukaryota, Fungi, Ascomycota, Dothideomycetes, Pleosporales, Pleosporaceae. Gene Ontology annotation, cellular component: membrane. Gene Ontology annotation, molecular function: transmembrane transporter activity. Gene Ontology annotation, biological process: transmembrane transport. The record is from RefSeq and is a predicted model, not a curated record.
AGCGGCCCUCCCCCAUCAAUUCGUCGCGACAUCAGAACGUUACUGUCAAGCAUCAUGGCGACAGCGAUGAACGAAGAUAAGCUCACGGCUGAGCAUCAACGCGCCGAGAAUGUCGCCGAGAAGAUCUCAAACUCCUCGGCAUCAGACGAGAUCGAGGCGCAGGACGUUGAACUUCAGGAAAGAGAGGCAGCCCGCGUUUUGAGGAAGGUUGACUGGAGAUUGGUUCCUAUACUUUCUCUGCUCUAUCUCGUCGCAUUUAUUGAUCGCAGUAACAUCGGCAAUGCGAAAAUCGCUGGUAUGACAGAUGAUUUGAAGAUGAACGGCAUACAAUACAACACUGCCGUUACGUUGUUCUUUGUUCCGUACACUCUGCUCGAAGUACCAAGUAACAUCAUCUUGAAGAUGAUGCGCCCAAGUCACUGGAUGGCCAUCUUGAUGUUUUCCUGGGGUCUUGUCAUGACUCUUAUGGGGCUGACAUCGAGUUACGGCGGUCUUCUCGCUGGUCGAUUUUUCCUGGGUGUUACAGAGUCUGGUUUCUUUCCUGCCGCUACAUUCUUGCUCACACUUUGGUACCGUCGCUUCGAACUCCAGCGUCGUAUGGCUGUUUUCUACGUGGCUGCGUCUCUUGCUGGUGCCUUCAGUGGUCUGCUCGCCUACGGUAUCGAGAAGCUUGAUGGCCGCUCUGGACUGGCCGGCUGGCAAUGGAUUUUUCUUCUCGAGGGACUUAUUCCAGUCGCAUUGUCUCUAUUCAUCUGGAAGAUUCUGCCAGAUAGUCCAGAGACCGCAAAAUUCCUUACCCAGCCAGAGCGUGAUCUACUCGUUUCACGUUUGGCCGACGAUUCCGGAUCCGGACAGGGCCGAACCACCAACGCUGACAAGAUCGGAAAGGCACAGAUUCUGGCCGGACUUUCAGACUGGAAGAUCUGGGCUGCGACGGUUGUGUUCUGGGGAAACACUGUGGGAGUAUAUGGAUUCACAGCGACUGUGCCUUCCGUUAUCAAAGGCCUAGGCUACACCAGCGCCAACGCACAACUUCUUACCAUUCCAAUCUACGUCUUCGCCGCCAUUCUCACCAUUCUCUUCGCGUGGGCCUCCGACUUGACUCGCAAGCGCUCCCCGUACAUUAUCGCCGGAUACUCCAUCGCAGUAUGUGGUUUCAUCGCGCAAUUAGCCAUCCCGAAGCCAAACUACCCUGGUAUCACCUACGGCUUCCUCUUCCCUGUUGCAGGCGGUCUCUACUGCCCAUUCACUUGCCUUGUCUCCUGGAUCGGAAACUCCCUUGCGCCAUCUUCGAAGCGCGCUGUCGGUAUGGCUCUACUAAUUUCCGUUGGAAACAUGGGCGGUAUCAUGGGUAGCAACAUCUACCUCGCAAGGGAAGCGCCAAAGUAUCAGACUGGCUUCAGCGCCAGUCUGGCCAUGUGCUGCCUGGCCAUCCUCAUGACGCUAGUUCUGAGGUGGGCAUAUGCAAAGGAGAACAGGAAGAGAGAUGAGUUGAUUGCCGAGCAUGGCGAGGAGGCUGUUCGCGCGAGGUACAGCGAGGAGGAGCUACUGUUGUUGGGUGACAAGAGCCCUUUCUAUAGAUACACUUUGUAG